Molecule: messenger RNA, 14362 nt
Organism: Varroa destructor (honeybee mite)
Lineage: Eukaryota; Metazoa; Arthropoda; Arachnida; Mesostigmata; Varroidae
Gene: Pkn
Product: serine/threonine-protein kinase N
Biological process (GO): signal transduction; protein phosphorylation
Molecular function (GO): small GTPase binding; ATP binding; protein serine/threonine kinase activity
Source: RefSeq, a predicted model, not a curated record
CAUAUUUUCAACUCGUAGGUAAAAUUCCUUUACUUUGUGUCGAAUUGUAUGAUCCUACGGUACAUAAUAGUUUGCCUGCCGCUGAAGCUUCUAUGAAACUCUCUGAUCACAUACACCUGCCUACUUCAAUAUGGCGGCUCGAUUGAAGUUUUGCCAUAUAGUCACUAACAGUAGCAUUUCGGAUUUGUGGUUGCUCAGCAGCAGGAAAGAACCGACAAACCGACCGGUCACUGUCAUCGCUGUGGCACUCGAUCGUCGUCAUUUCGCUGCUACGGCCGUUCGAGGCGCCGGCUGAUAACAGUCGAGUUAAUGAUUUCGAUGCCGUACUAUGAUCAGUAAUAAGUACUGGUACGGCGACGGCUGAGCCUGCUGCUGUUGCUCCGCGGUGCUUUCGGAACCACAAAACCAAACCAGUUACACCGGCGGCCACUGACACCAGCUCCAUUCUGUCUGCUUCUCGUCUCUUGUGUGGCGGAGUAUAGAAGCUACGGAGUGUGAGUGUAAUUCGCUGUGUGUUCGUCGGCACCACCCCCGUCUUCGACUUUCGAGUCUGUCCCCUCUUCACUCGAUCGCGACCGAAGACGUUUCAGAUGAAUGAAGUGUCGUACUGCUGUGCUCUGUGUUCAGCGAACGGCUACCAAAUUGAGUUCGUCCCGCCAUAGCGGGUGCUAGCAGGCGGCGGCCUAGAAUUCUGCUGUGGUGUGUGUCUAGCGUGUCGGGGACUGGGAGACAGCAGACUCCGGCUGUUGCCGCCGCCGCUGAAAACUCCGGCUGCUUCUACUGGAGAGCGGCAGUCGAGGUGCCGGUGUAGAUGGUGUUGUCAAAUUGGAGAGAGGACGCCACCUGCAAGUUUACUUGGGGAAUGACUGCUGUUGUUACUGCGACCACUGCCACUGCCACUGUCGCUCUUUAGAGGGGAAGAGUAUAUCUUCCGUAAACUUGCGAGAGGUUGACACCCCACGAGGACACAGUCACAGCGGAUAGCACAACGGAAGUCGAUGUAAUGGUCCGUGUGGAUGUGCGUGCGUCCGAGCAGUAAGCGGUCGGUGUUCCUGCCGUAGGAAAAGGGUGUCUGCGUUGCUUUGUCUGUGCGUCGUCGCAUGAGCCUAACUCGGCCUGCGUGUGUGUGUGUGUGUGUGUGUGUAUUCUUGGGGGGCGUGGAAGUGCCGCCGACGGCGGGUGUAACGUCGUACGAACAGAAGUCGAGGGCGCCAGUCGUCAGUUGCGUCUGGGCUGGAGCGCGUCAGGCGCAAAGAAGCAGCCCAGCAGCGGGCGACACAAAAAGUGCCUCGUUGUGCCACUGGCAGUAGAUCCAUGAACGAUCUAUUAUAACAUUAACUACAAUUUCUACUAUUAACUAAUAAGUUGUUUGCCCCAUAUCUCGCAUUGUCUUUCUGCGCAAGUUUGCAGUUGAGCUGCUUGACUCGGCUAGUUGGGACACAGAACACGCUUAACUUCCGAAACACAGAUGACUUAUGUGUAAGGAUAGUUUACAACAAUACGGAGAGCACCUGCUGGUAAAAGUAAAUCGACAGCUCUUAAUAAGUGUUUCAGUUAGUACCGUAUACUGCAUUAACAACUCGAAAACUUCCCCAGGGCAUGUAUAGGUCGUGGGGUUCCAUAUUAAGCAGCUGCAAAGGUGAAGAGCUGCCCCACGCACCUAAGUGGCGUUGUUUUUGUCGUUGUACAGGAAGUUCAAAGCAAUAGAAGUCUAAAGUGGCUGACGGCUAACGUCACGAGAAGAUCGUUCUUCUCGACGCCUCAUAUUAAAUACGUUCAGGUGCGAGUUGUCGACGGAUGCUUUCGCCCGUUGUCGAACGAAAAGAAGAAACGCUGCUUCAUCUGCUACUGUUCGAAUAGUGCUAUUUUUUUCGACGGGUUGCAAGAAUAAAAGGUACUGCGCAGCCUCUUGCGCCCACUUGGUGUAGACUGUAGGAUGUACAACGUUUCUGCGUGUGCCGGUCAACAACGCCGCACUCCGAGUGAUCUUCGUUGUCAAUUUCUACCUGUUGUCGUCGUCGUCGUGCAUCGAUCCAAAGAAGUGUUCCAUUGACAUUCCGCUGAGACUUUCGUUCAUUUGUGUUGCAGCUGUGGUCGCUAGUGAUGCGCCGCGAUGCUGUGAUGGGCCAGCGCGUCAGCACCAGCGUUCCUACUAGUAGUGAUCAGUUUUUACAACGAUUGUCAUCAUGAGUUAGUGAACGUUAGCCAAAACCCCCUUAUCAUUUCUCUUAACGAUAUUGUAUCAAUUGAAACCGCUGUCUGGCCGUUUAUCGAAUUGAAGACAUUUAUUUGCAGCGAAAAGCAGUGUCUCGAAGGCGAGCCGGUGCCUCAACAGAACAGGGGGUCGAUCGUAUCGUACCAUAUGAUCGUGUGAUUUGUGCGUGAACUCGAGCGGGUGUUUUUUUACAUGGCUGGGUACGCUGGGCCAGUUAGCCAAAUGUUGUAACGACGCGGUCUGAAGGACAGAACGAACAGAAAGAAAAAGUACAGGAGCGACAGCGCCGACGAGUUUCGACUUCUAUAGGGACUUCAUCGGGAGAAAAGUAAAUGAGGGCCGGAUACAUCCUAGUAGCCAUUAGCAAUUAUUGGUCAGCACGUGUUCGACGAUGAUACACAGAUCCGAGAAUGCCAUGGUGUUUAGAGAAUCCGUGUGUUAUUCCUACAAUUUGUUGCUCUAGAGUUAGUUUUCUAGAAGAGUGGAAUGUUAAUUUAAACAAAGAGUCAGCUACGAUACAAAAAAUCACAUAGACGUCGUCAUAGAUUGCGGCGGGAGUCAAUUCAGCACUAACAGGUUUGAUGAUCGGCAACGCCGAGUUGAAUCGGAACCAAACAGCGGACUCCAUUACGCCAAUCUGCCGCGGUACCUUUCCUGGCGUCCUAUUUCAUCCCGUCGUUGCAGCUCUUUCCCGCUUCUCUCAGGGUUGAUGUCACCGUUCCGCCGCUUUUGCAGCAACCACUGGUAGUAUGAUUUGCGACUGUCUAAUGCGCUGAGCCGUUCAGGCACGGGGAGCUUGGCGCCCCUUUGCGCCCUCAGAGGAGCCCCAAUAAAAGAUUGACGACAACGGCUGUUGGCCACUAUUCCUAGUUGUAAAGCUCAUUACUAACCUGCGACAAAAGCCUCGGUAAUCACUACUUCGCCUUUUAUUUGAGUGUACCAACAAUCGGGUGACUUGAGCCCUUAAGUUAUGAUUUGCCCCACCUAAUCUCCUAGUACACGAUCGCUCUUUUUCCCUUCCGUCCCUUCGCUCAAUCUCCAGAUUCAUGCCAGUCGUGCUGUAGCCGACGGAAUCUACUUUACACGAUAUAUAUGUUCUCUGCUAGAAACAAAGCUUGGCUAGUACAGGUAAAAGUUUUAAAAUUAGGAGGAAGAAAUUCAGGUUAAAGAAGAAGUGAAGUAUACGGGUACAACAUUUCGUACUCUUCUCUACACCCUGUGUAGGCAUUACCUGGCUAGGUUUUUUCGAAGUGGCACCUGAUUGAUAAAGAGACCAUUAGAUUAUCCGCGUCGUCUUCAGUUAUUGGUGCGCUUGUCUGAUUGCUUGUCAAAUAAACACCGAUUAGUAGAACAGCCGGGCUGAUAACGAGAAAAAAGAACGCAAGAAAGAAGGACAGUUUUGGACCUACUGGUCACAAGUAAAGUGGAAAGGCAAGGAAACAGGGAGCCUAAUACAAGACUGGAACAGCAUGUCUUCUACGGGAGGCGGACUGCCUGGCGGUGGCGGAGGCAGUGGGGGUUCAGCUGUUAUAGGGGUAACUUGUCAGGAACUAGCGCACAAAUACGGUAUCGACCCGCUAACGUUGAAUGAACGUGGGGAACUGCAACUCACUCUCGAGCAAAUGAAGACACAGGUCAAAGAGGAAAUCAGGAAGGAGCUGAAGAUAAAGGAAGGAGCCGAGAAUCUCCGCAAAGCGACAACAGACCGAAAGUCCUUGGCACACGUUAAUUCCCUAGUAAAGCUCAGCAAUUCCAAGUUGAGCCGCCUUCUGGAUCAUCUGAACCAACUGGACGCCGACAUUCUCGUAUCGGCGGGAAGUCAGAUCAGUAGUAACCUGCCACACUCGCAAAUGCAGCAUAGGGACGACAGUCCGCCCGCCCGGGUUGGCGGAAGCGCCGCCGAGGGCGGAGGCAUGGGCGGCCCCAGUGCUAGCAACGAAUGUUGUGGUACCACAUUGGAAAAGCAGCUGGGCAUCGAAAUGAAGGUGAAAGAGGGAGCAGAAAAUAUGAUUCGAAUGUACUCGGCCAUCAAGGACAAGAAGAUGCUAGGCGAGGCCGAACAAUUGUUACAGGAUUCAAAAGCAAAAAUCGAUUACAUCAAAAUGAUGAUUGCGAAGCUAGUUCAAACGGGUCAGCGGAGCGAAACUACGUCUCAGGCCGAGCUCCGUUACCAUGAACUCCGACAUCGCUACAAGGUGGAACGCGCCGUCAUGGAGGGGGCCAAAAAUGUCAUUCGAUCCUGUCUUGAUAAGAAGGUUAUGAAUGAGGCCCAGGCUAGUCUGGUCGAAUCGAGUCAGAAGAUUGACUUAAUCCGUGCGGCUCUCGAUCGCCUUGAAGCUACCGCUGAAAGAGCGUCGCUAGCCAGUACCGCACCAAACACAGGCAGCGGCGGUAUAGAGGGUAGCAGUGAACCCCAAUCGCCGACCUCAGCGGCUUCAGUAGCAUCUGGCAGCUCUUUUUCGCUUGCGGGAAGUGCCGGACUAGCACUACCUAAGGCAGCCGCUGUGACGGGUCAGCUACAAGUGCGACUAAUGGGCUGCCAAAAUCUUCUCGUUGAUGUUCCUGGACGGUUACCACCGGUUCAGCCGCAUCCAUCCUCGCGACUGCCCCGUUCAUCGCGAUCAUACGAAAUCAAGGGUGACCUCUCCAAUGAGAUUUACGCAAUACUCAAACUCGACAAUAUCGUUGUUGGUCAAACCGCCGCCAAACCUUGUUCUCAGCAGGCGUGGGAUCAGCGCUUCCAAAUUGAGCUCGAGAAAUCACGAGAGCUCGAGCUACAAGUUCUAUGGAAAGACUGGCGAGGAAUGUGUGGUCUAAAAUUCGUUCGUUUGGAAGAAUUCGUCGGCGAGGACCGACACGGAAUGGCGAUUGAGCUGGAACCUCAGGGCGUUAUCUUUGCCGAGAUCCGCUUCAUUAAUCCUAUGAUCUCGCGACAAGCCAAGCUUAAAAGGCAGAAACAUUUAUUCCGCGACAAAGCAACACCGCGUCCAAAUCAAUUGAAUAUCGAUAUCGUUACCUGGAUUCGCUGGCGCAAAAAGUCACAGCAAAACAAUCAGUCGAUGAAUGGCGCCUCGCUAGGACCAACCCGAGGGCGCGGAGCUGCCGGAAUCCUCGGCGCUGUACAGUCCGCCCUUCCCAACUCAGCGUCACAGGAGAGCGUUUCGACACCUUCGUCGAGCGGGGGAUCGUCACACGAGCCAUCACCCCAGCCCAUCAUUGAUCUGGCCGGUUCCGUGGAGUCACUUUGUACUGAUGACAAUAUCCAUCAUAAUAACAACAACAUCCAUGUGGGGCCAAGAGAAAAGAGUGGAAGCACCGACAGCGGGGAAAAGCUUUCUAUUCGCUCACUAAGCAACACAUCGCUAGAACCCGGACAACCGGUAAUUGGCAUUGUCUCAAGUGGCUCGGCUCCCGUCACUCCACCUGUGCUUCCAACGGCAGCUCCACCUCCGGUCCCUACCUCCGCUGUUCAACUCUUACAGCUUAAAGAUUUCCAAAUGCUCAAAGUGUUAGGACGUGGACACUUUGGCAAGGUUAUUCUAUCGAGGCAUCAAUCAUCGAGCGAAUACUUCGCAAUCAAGGCCCUUAAGAAGGCCGAUAUCCUCGCCAGGGACGAACUCGAAUCGCUUUUAGCCGAGAAAAGGAUAUUUCAGGUGGCUAAUGCAACAAAACAUCCGUUUUUGAUCAAUUUACACGCGUGUUUCCAAACACCUGAGCACGUUUGUUUUGUGAUGGAAUACGCUUGUGGAGGCGACCUGAUGAUGCAUAUCCACACGGAUAUAUUCAAUGAGCCGCGUGCAGUCUUCUACGCGGCGUGCGUCGUACUCGGCCUCGAAUAUCUGCACGACAACAAAAUAAUCUAUCGGGACCUCAAGCUGGACAAUCUCCUGCUGGAUAAGGAUGGCUAUGUAAAGAUAGCCGAUUUUGGUCUCUGCAAAGAGGGCAUGGGUUUCGGCGACAAGACCGGCACAUUCUGUGGGACUCCGGAAUUUCUCGCUCCGGAAGUGCUUACCGAGUCGGCAUACACACGAGCGGUCGAUUGGUGGGGUUUAGGUGUGCUUAUUUUCGAGAUGUUAGUCGGUGAAUCACCGUUUCCAGGUGAUGACGAAGAGGAGGUGUUCGACUCCAUCGUCCAUGAUGAGGUCAGAUACCCGCGCUUCCUUUCAAUCGAAGCCAUCGCCAUUAUGCGGCGCCUAUUACGCAAGAACCCUGAACGCCGGUUGGGCGCAACGGAAAAGGACGCAUCAGACGUUAAAAAGCAGGCGUUCUUUAGAAAUAUAAAUUGGGAAGACUUGCUGGCCAAACGCACGAAGCCGCCUUUUGUGCCAACGGUACGCAACAUGGAAGAUGUGUCCAACUUUGAUACGGAAUUCACAUCAGAGAAACCAAUUCUUACCCCGCCCAAGGAAAAUCGUAAUGCGCUUACUCAAAAAGAUCAGCGACAGUUCGACAAUUUCACGUUCAUGGGCGAUUGGUGCUAACCAAUCUGCAGUAUGAUAAAUCAUAAUUAAUGUUUUGAUCCUCUACUGUAUGCACUAUGUGUUUUAUCGAGGGAGUGUGGUAGACCACACUCAGCAGAAUUUGUUGGGUCGCAUCCCAUUUUUUUUCUAAUCAGUUAACUGCAUUAAACUAACCGCAAAUCGAACUCUAAAUCUCUAAAGGCCUCACUCCAAGAGAGCACUACGGUAGGGAAGAAACACGCCUGCCAUUACCGCAUCUUGAAUGACUGUAUACAUGAAUUCACCAGCUGUGGCACAUCGUUGUUGUCAGCAAGAUAAAUAAGCCUAAAUAAGGCCACUACUAUCGACCAGUUACCGUACUAGUUUUUAUUGUUGCGACGUUUUACUAUUAUUAUAUCACCACGAUAAUAACUAAUAGCAAUUAAAAUAAUACUGUUGGACAAAUGAUAACUUCACGACUGUAGUGAUGGCCGUUCACAAAAACAACGACAGGGAGGCACAAACACGAACGACUAAGGCGAGAGCGGCAUCAGUACGAACAAGCUAGAUUUCUCGAUUUGAUCAAAAUAUGCUGUAAUUUAUUACUGCAUUAAAAGAAGUCGAUACACACGGCGGUAGGGUAAAUGACAAAAGAAUCACACUAAUUCUCACACGGCUCGUUUUGUACUAAUGGCUUCGUCCGCAUUUCUGCUGCGACUGACUGACUGACUGACUGACUGACUGAUCUGCACGACGAAGAACUCACCAUUGUAUGCGGAUCGUCCUAACUAUCUGUCAACUGGUUGUCAAAAGAAACAGCCAUGUACAGUGCUAUGUGGUUCGCCUAUAUACCUUAUCUACCUUAUAUACCUGCUACAGUGAUAACCAGAGCAGGUUAUACAAACACGAGUAGCUACUUCGCUGCUAAAUGGUAGGAUAUAAAGAUGUCUAUUCAAGCCUCUCUAUCAUCUUUUCUAGGGAUGGCAGCAAAGAGGUCAACAAGCUCUUUUUCUUGCCCAUUUUAUAUAUAUACAUAUAUAUAAAUUUGCUAGUAGCUCCGCCGCCGUGUGUGUAUGCGUGUUUUAUAUAUAAUUUAGACAAUUAAUGACCGUAGAUUUGCUUCAUGGCGAAGCGGCAAACAAGUGACGACAGUCGUGAGAUUAGGGAGCUAGAAAUAGCACCCUUUAAUGAUGCCUGGACUAUACCCGGGCCCAGAUUAAAUAUUUGAACAUAGGGAAUGGGGGUUUAACCGACUAGCAAAAGCUGUCCAAAAAAACAUGUACGAUGCAUUGUUAAAAAUGGUACAGAGUAGAGAGACGACAAACUGAGGGGUACGCAGACGUUUGUAUUUUGGAUGGCAGUAACAACAGCACACGCAAUAUUCUGAAGGAGAUUAUCGCUAGAAAAUUAGCAGUUGGUCUGUAUGUGUUUUCGCCUGGCUACCUUUGCUACUAUUUUUAACAACAAACACGAUCAGCAUGAUAGGCGUUUAUGCAUAAAUAUAUUACCAGGUACCCACCAUACUGAAAGUUGCAAACAACACAGUGACAUCACUAUCCGAUCUGACGUUGGAAGCAUUAUGAUUAGUAUUAAUCUCUAUGUGAUUCGUGUAUUACUGUGGCCCAUUUAACAGCCGAUGUGGUUAGGAUAUAAAAGAAGGAAGUCGUAUGUACGCGGGCAAAUGUAAGGAAAUGGAGAUAUGUGAACUUCGGAGGGAGAAAAAACUUCCUUUUAACAAGCUCCCUGCGCGGAAGGGAUAAAUAUCUGCUUAUUUAUAAGUGGUGUUGGUUCUUGAGCCCCGUUAUCCUUGUUGAAUCUAUUUAACGGUGAGUUAGUGUAGGAUUAGAUAUUAAGACUAUUAGGAUAGGUGAAAGAAGUUCAUAGAGAUAAUCGUCGAUCCCGCGGUCGUCUAACAGAGGCGUUCCGUAUGGCACGGUUCUUCGGUGCCAAUAAACAUUAAGCCUGUUCUUAACCUUCGGCUUGAAAAGGCGAGUUUUUGAACUGCGCGCAUUCGGUGCGAGCGCCCAUCUGGUUUACAUAUGGGCCUCAGCAGAGUAUGUACUUGUUUGAAGCAGGCGAUAUGCGAGCGGACGUUCGGUAGCUGACAGAAUUGAUUUUGACUUGAAACUGAAUGCUUACAGUCCCGUCAUAAUAUCGCCAAAUAUCCAACUUAAAUUACAAAUGAAGACAAGUUCAUUAUUUAAGUAAGAGGAUCGUUUAGCUUUUCUUACCUGAGGUGUUCUUGUUGAUGUCAGGCGUCAGCCGGUUCUGGAUCUAAUUAAUUGCUCUGUUUUUCGUUGCUAGAUCACUCUUGUAAUCUGCGCAUGGCUAUUUUACGAACUCAUCAAUACGUAGUGUCGAUCUUGGGAAACGGAGAGGUUUUGGGAAUUGUUUAUAUAAAUAUGCUAAGUUUAUGUUAAUUCCCUGAGCACAUUAUUUUGGUUCGAGAAAAAGCUAAGAAGACGAUUUAAACAUAGUCACAGUAUGGUGUACCCCGAAUGUAAUUGUUUGAUACGGAUAAUUAUAUGUAAUAAUGCCCCUAAUUUGUACUACAAUGAUAUAAUAAUAAUAAUAAUAGUAAUCUCACAAUAUGGGGGUAACACCGAAAAAAAACGGCCGACCGGCACUAUAGUUAUGGAUGAAAGGUUGUUUGCCGCGCGAAUCAUUGGGUAGCUGCUUCUAUAGUUGUCACAUAGACGAAGCCAAUUAUCUGUUCUAUUUGCUAUCAUAAUUGGUGAUAUUUGAAUACAACGACUGACCUUAAGCAAAGGACAGUUGGGCUUAAGCACUAGAUGAAAUAACGAACCAUCACGGUAGGCAAAAAAUCAACUUCAGUUUUUUUGUCAGCGACUUGUGCUCUAUCGCCGUUGUUAGUUUUCGAUUGAAUUGACUGAAAUAGAUUGCAGAUUCGUCAAAACGGAAGCGCGGAACGAGAUGUGGCAGAGAAAACUGACGAUAAUGAAAUGGGAACUACACGAACUUAAGACACAAACUAAUGGCCAUACACUGUUAUACUACGUUGCGUUUAUACGCUGAGAAGGCUAACUUCGAAAAACGCCACACAAAUAGUUAUGGCGAUAACAUCAUCCUUAUACAAUUAAACUUGACAAAUGUAGAUCUUGACAAAUGCCUUUGUAGUAUCGACGAGUUAGGCUUUGGUCUAUCGAUUCGUGUGCUUAAUUAUUCAUAUUAAAGCCGAACUCGCAUCUAAGAGUUCUACAUUUGCCCCGCCGUUUACCCCCUGCAGAAAUUGUGAAGAGUGAAUCGAUGUUAUUACAGUGAAGACGAUUAGGAAACCGCAGGAGAACGUAACUGAAGCACCCGCAAAAGUUUUCAAAAUUGCGCAUCCUCUUACGACCUGGAAAUCCUUCUAAUAUUAAUAACAAUCGAACAUUGUCAAAAGCAGAUAGUUGCAAAAAAAUAGGUUAUCGAAAAAAAAUGUAUACACAAAUAUUGAUACGUUAGUUUAUAUCUACAUGAAUUAUCCAUGUAUUGGAUACCACGAUAAACUGCAAAAGGCUGUGUUUGGCGAGUUCCUCAUCCGCUGGAUAUCGAAACGGCACUAGUCGCUACCGCAACUUUACCUUUAACCUUUCUAAUAACAAUAAAAUAAAGAUAAAAUAAAAUAAAGAGGCUUAUUUAAGCGUCUCUAUAAAAAUGCGGCGGCACUUGCAGAAUCGAUUAUCACGUACUGUAAUUACUAUUUUCGCUGGAAAACGUUUUACCCCGACCAACGUAUUGACGUUGACACAACUAUUACAGUUUUAUGUAGAUAAAACCUUCUUCAUUCACACACACACACACACACACACACACACACACACAUAUAUAUACAAUGAGAUGGAUUCACUAAAUUCAUUCAAAAACAUUUUAUGUAGAUAUAUACAUACACAUGAUAGAUAACCGUAAAUAAUGGGAACAUGAUAUCAUACCACUAGCGGCGUAUAACAGAGGAAAACUGUUGUUCGUUAAGAAUACUGUGUGUCUCCUCUUAAAAGAUGUGAGUCAGGGGUCUCGUAAGAUGUCAGAAAUUAGGGACUCGGCUGGACAAACGUUUUGAAGUAAACACCUCGUCUUUUUUUUUAUUGAUGCGUUAAAAUGCGACACUAGGACUAGGGCAUGCAAGAUCAGCUGGAUGCGUCCCCCGCUUGAAAGAAAGUAGGAAAACUGCAACGGCGGGGCGAUAUUAACAAACUCAAUCAAGUGCGGUAGUAACCCAUCAACAUCAAAAGAUAUCGAACUUGAAGGAGGCUACAUAUAGAGGACUCGAUACUCGAGUAAAUACUAGUAUAUAUAUAUAUAUAUAUAUAAUAUUAGUACAAUACAUGUGUUAAGGCAGGUUAAAUAUAUCAUAAUGGAAAAAAAUUAAGAAAAACAAGGCAUGACAUAGCGCAGAAUCAAUCUGGCCGGACGUAACUCACUAGAUUUUUGUCAUGACCGAAUUAUCCAAGGUUCAGAACGAACGAAUAUCAAAGGACGGUGUAGUUGUGGGAUAGCGGAUGGCUGAUUCGCUGGAUAAGGAUUUUUGCGGUUUUCUCUGGGUGAAAGGAUAUUGAUAAGCAAGACUAAAUAGCGAUGUGAAUGAGACGAGAACGAGACUUUUGUUGAGUGGAAAAAAUGGUUUCAAUUAUCUGCUUCCGGCGCGCAGCCACCAUAAAUAAAAAUUGAUAAAAAGACGGCAAUAUUGGUGACAACGACUGAUUGAGUUUUUUUUGACAAUGCGCCGAUAAGUAGAUAAACAUUACCUUUACUCAGCUGCAAAAAUUAAAUGACGGCGGUUGCUGAUAAACUAUUCGCUCUAAAAUUCAACCGACAAGGUUUUGUGGCGGGCAAACACCUCUGGGCUAUAUUUUAAUAAAUUGAUAAAAAUAUUUCAUGUCUUUUUAUUUUCGAUAAGAUGUAAUUUUGCUCGUUAUGACUACCAACAGUUGACAUAACGGAUAUUUUUCUAUUAAUUUUCUAAAAAUUUUAAAAAGUAUAAACUUAAGGAUGUAUUUUCUUACAUUAAUACAGUGUUACCAGAGUGGCUUUUUAAAAAAAACAACGCAUUUUUGUCACUUUUUUGACUUACUUUUUACUAAUGUUAUACGAUAUGAAAUUUUCCAAAUAGUUAUUAUAUAUUUAAUAAUACAUAUAAAUGUGUAAUGGCAACUGCCGGUAGCGAUUUCAUAAGUAUCUAGCAGCAUUAUACGGUCACAUGCCCCGAAACAAACAACAACACAGAUAGUCGUAUAGUAGUAGCACACGUCUUUUGGUGUAGCUCGUUCUAAUCAGCUCAAAGAUCCGAGUUUAUCCGAGCGGGAGGUCAUGUCUUGUGCAAUGCUGUACCGCCAGCCUAGGCGCUACGCCAUGCACGACCCUAAAUGUUAACCAUUAUUACUACUACUGUUAUAACUUUGCCGACGUAUAGAAUCUUAACUGUGACAUGUAGAGGCCGAUGAUGCCUGACGAUGUGGUCUGAUAAAAGUAAACCGUUAAAUAAACUGUAAAAAACAGGCUCUCAUCCUUCAUCAACCUGUGCCUCUUUUUACUUAAUGGUUUACUGAUUUUAUAUCAACCUAUAAAUUAUCUCAUCUAAUUAGUGGUAGAUACUGAUUUGCUUACUUAUAGGCCGUAUUCACAAGUGUCAUAUGGCAAUGCACUGAAAAAUUACUGGGGUUCAGUUCAGACCUUUGGUUAUGACAGUGUUAUAGCGUAUGCUGAGACUGGGAAGAAGCCGUUCGCAGGCGAAUACAGUGCAGAAACAUUUUUGAUGGUCGUUCAGUUAAAGAGCGGCAUCACUUGCGAUAAUUAGAAAAGUUUUAAAAAAAUGCUGCAUAAACUUUACAGCUAUGUGAAACUAAUUCAUAAUGACGGCCAACGUUGGGCCGGUGUCAAAAGCAGUUUUUUUCUUCGCAUAAGAAUCGUGCAGUAAGGUACAGCAUAAGGCAGACAUCGUGUCUUUGAGCGUGCAGCGAUGGUUUCAUUUCAAGCUUCAUCUCAAAAACUUCGGUACAGCUCACCGUUUUACGCGACACACGAUAGGCGCGUCAAUGUAACAGAGCUGACCACAUGUAACUCGAAAGAGCGCUCAGGCGAAUAACCACACACGAAAGUGACCGGGCUCAGUUGUUAUGCAAUCAAAAUUUAAAUCGAACUUUUUUCAAACAUCGAAGCCCGCAUUAGUUUGCAAAAUGGAAGAAUCAGAAGAACUGUGAUGCUGAUAGUUCAAAAACAAAAGUUAUUCUUCAUUUCGGAGGCAUUUAGCGCGUCCUUUAUAUGGGUUUGAGGUUUCAACCCACCCUAAUAGAAAACACGCAAACAAUAAUUUUACAAGAUCAAACAAUAAAUAAAUACCGUACAAAUCGGCAGCUUCAGAGUUGCCCUGUCAUGGCAAACUUCUGGUAAAUUUUGUAACAUGCUCAGAUAGAAUGCGAUCCUUAUCGACCAUCUCACGCCACUCUCUAAUUCCUGAGAUUAGCAAUUACGUAAUCACAGUUCAGACCAGAUCAGGGCGCACUAGGGCGUAAUCCGCCGGUAUAACCUGCUGAUCGUCUACUUCGAUCUUCCAAUAUCAAACAGGCAAAUAACUGUACUAAUGAUACAUAAUGAUAUCAUAUAAUCAGACUAUAAUAUUGUUUGUGACAGCUUCAAAUUCGUGAUACUUUAUUUGGCAAAUUUUCUGAAACUUUUAGCUCAAACUCUGCUGAGCUGUUGUUUUGAACAUUUGCAUGCAUAUUACAAGAUAGACAUGCCUUUCAUACUAAUCAGAUAUAUAACGUUUUUUGGAACUCUUUGUUAUUACCAGAUUAAAACAACACAGCGAUCUUGAUAACAUUUUAUUAUCGAAAUAAACAAGUAGAUAUCUUCUUGAGCCACAUGCUGUUGUGUUUAUCGCUCGACAUUCUGCUAGCCCUCGCCUGUUUACCACCACUGAGGAGAGGACCAAAGCUUUGUGCACGCUUUUAGGUCACUUUUUUUUUUAUUAAUCCGUUUGCAGCGCAACAGUGACAAUGCUGAAGUUAAGCAAUACAUGAAAGCAGUACGCGGAAUUUGAUAGGAACUGAUGUACAGCACAAUUCUUUAUUGUUAUUAUAUGAAGAGAUGGAUAUACAAUAUAGAUGACGAGCGUGGCGCUUGUUUUGUGGGACCUGUUAAAGUUUUCAUUACUCUCUUUCCUAUUCUUUGCUUGUGUGUAAAUGUUACUGUCGCAGCUGCACCUUUCUACUUUUGUUCUGUGAGUGAAGUAAGUGAAUGAAUGCCAUAAUGGCUCGUGACGUUUUUGUCGUUGUUAUUGUUGUUAUUAUCGCGUCAAAGAGUAUGAUACUCUUUAUCGUGAUCGUCUUAUUUUUUUCUGCUUUUACUAUAUUUGUUUAGUUGUUGCGUUUGCGCCUGCCUAAGCGCGCGAUAUGACCCGUGGAGGACACUUAUACUAUGGUCUUGUAUGCUUGCGUUUACAAUAACUGCAUGCUUGAUUUACCCCAUUCCUUCCUCCAAAACAUGGCUUAUUUUCCCAUGUGUGUUCGUAUAGGAAUAUACGCAUAUUAUAUAUAUAUAUAUAUAUACGUUACUUUUUGUAUUCAUUAUAUAAUAGUAAUUAAUUCAUAGCAAUAUUAAUAGUAAUAAUAUGUUCUGGUUGUUAAUGGUAUUGUUUAUCUUCAUAUUAAUCUGUAUAUGAUGAGUGGCUUGCUUGCCCAUCUUAGGACGCGUUUCAAAAUUGAUCUUUUUU